AUGGAAAAAUGCUUUUCCUCGCACUUAAGUGUUAGAGGAAGUAGUUUUUUCAGAUUUGUUAACGAUCAUUAUUUUAAAAAUAUUACUAAAAAUAUAAUUGAGAAAACGAGUUCAUUAAAUAAUGAGAAUAAUAAAGAAGAAUUUAGGAAAAAAUGCCUAGAUUUGGCUAAUUAUGUAAUUCAUAAUAAGAAAGCACCCUCAUAUCGUAAUCAAGUAAUUUGGGAAAGAGCAAUAAAGAGUUGGGCAGAAUCUCACUAUGAAAAGCUAAAUAAAUAUGGAGGAUGUCCUUUCAUUUUAGAGGAAAAAGAUAUAGAAAUCUUAGAAAUAAAAUAUAAAGAAGUAGAUUUCUGUGAAAAAAAAAGUCAAGAAUUGAAGGAAAUAAAACGUUUAAAAACACAGCACUCACGAGGUUGUAAUAAUGAAUACUUAAAGAAGUGUAGGGAAUAUAAUGCGUGGAUUAAUGACAUGAAAAAUUAUUUUGACGGAAAAAAGAGUCUUAUUCAAAAUUGUUACCAAAAAAAUAAUUCCAGAAAAAAAGGUUCCCAAUCAAUAUGCAACAUACUGAACCUAGAAACUUUUAAAGAGCCACCUGAUUGUUUACUGGUAAAAUCAGUUACAACUUGUUCCAAUUUAGAGGAAAAAAAAAAGGAAAUCCCAUCAAAACAAGAUCCAGAAAAACUCGAAGUUGAAGAUAAAUCCAAAGAUAUACCUGGAACAGGUGUGCAAACUCAACCUACAAUGGAUGAUUUGACUCAAAAGAGAGCUCAAGAGGCAAACGAUAAUCCACAACAAUCGAAAACUGAACAGGAAAUGGAAGCUUCACCUUUAGUUCAAGCCAAAGCAGAGGAUCAAAUAUCAUUGCCUAUAUCUCCAAAUUUAGAAACUGAAACUAAUCCUGCAAAAUCUACAGAAUCUGAAUUAUCAAAUGUUGACUCAAAUUCUGCAUAUUCUUACUCCCAAAAAACAAAAGCACCUGAAUCAAAAGUUUUAACCCAUGAUGUUACAGCAUUAACCCAAGAAAAAAACUCAUAUAAUACAUAUAUAUCAUCUAUUCUAAUAAGCUUUCUAAUUAUUAUUGUAUCCACUCUUUUCAUUAAUUAUGCUUUAAUUGGGAUGUUUAAAAAAAAGAAAAACAUAAAAAGAAGACAUGUUAAAUUUCUCAAAAUACUACUAACUUCGCAUGCUGACAAAAAAGACAUAUCUUUAAAUGAUGAUCAUUCAAAACACUCAUUACAAAAAGAUGAAGAAAUCACAAAAAAAAUAAAAAUAUAUGAAAAAGACAUAAUAAAUAAUACAAAUGUGUUAAAGAGAAAUAAAAACAUGUCCAAAACUAUUAUUGAAGUACAUUUGGAAGUACUCGAAAAAUGCAGAAACGAAGAAUGGGAAUUACAAAAAUGGGAGUUUUUAGAAAUAUGCCUACAGAAAAUUACAAAAGAGGAAUUUAAAACAAAUGCUAACUUAACAAAUGAUGAAUUAAUAAUAGAAAAUAUUAUAAGUAACCACGAUAUUGAAAAAAAAAAAUUUAUAUGGAAUAAAUGGAUAGAAAAACACAAAAAUAUUUCUGCAAAAUUGAAAAGAACACAUUGGUUUAAUAAUUUGAAAAAUGAAUGGAAAAAAGAACAAGUGUACGCAAUAAAAAUAAAAGAAAUAAAAAAUGAUAUUUCAAAUGAUAUUAAGAAUGUUCCAUUUUUAGAAAGAGAAAAAGAUUUAUGGAGAAAAUGGAUAUCAAAAAAGUACAUGAUUAUAGAGCACUAUUUGGAACAGCACUGGUUAAAAGAAUUGACAGACGAAUUGACGUAUACUUUAAAUAACUAUGAAAAACAAGAAACUAAAGAUAAUAUAUCAUUAUUAAAUAUACAAGAAUUGCAAAACAAAAAAAGUUAUAAAGAAUUAUAUAAAUAUAUAAAAAAAAAAUUACUAAUAAAACUGUGUAUACUCGUACUUAUGACUGUAUUAGAAGAAUGUAAAAAAGAAGAGUAUCUAGAUAAUAGGCAAUCAUAUUUUGAUAGUUCCAUAAAUAAAAUGAAAAUAAUAGAAAAUUUAGAUAAAAAUAAAAAAAUUAAUGAAAACAUAACUAAAUUGAAGGAAGAUGAUUUUGAAAACGGGAAUAAUAAGCAAAUUAAUGGAUAUAUAAAAGAAGAUGCCCUUAUACAGGAUAUAGAAGAAGAGAUAAGAGAAUAUGAUACAUAUGUAAAUUGUAGAGAAAAUGUAAAUACAUUAAAAGAGUAUAAUCAUAUAAUGGAAUAA
This is a messenger RNA of Plasmodium malariae, 2247 nucleotides long. RefSeq names its product STP1 protein. Lineage: Eukaryota; Apicomplexa; Aconoidasida; Haemosporida; Plasmodiidae. The transcript is spliced from 4 exons. Bases 1 to 2247 code for a protein of 748 amino acids. The record is from RefSeq and is a predicted model, not a curated record.